Molecule: messenger RNA, 3407 nt
Organism: Danio rerio (zebrafish)
Lineage: Eukaryota; Metazoa; Chordata; Actinopteri; Cypriniformes; Danionidae
Source: RefSeq, a predicted model, not a curated record
UUUGAAGGUAGAGUGCUUCUGUACGCCAAAUUCGUCAGUACGGUCUGUAGCGUAAACGUUACGCCUAAAAGAAUAUAAAACUGUUAGGCCUACUUUAUCCUAAGUUUUAAUUGUUUAUUUAUUUAAAAUUAACCGGGCAAAUCGGAUUGUCAUUGAUGUCUUCUGCGAGACAAAGCUCUAGUCAAGCGUGUAACUGAAGUUGGAGUUUGAUUCCGUUUGUUCGGGUUGAUUUCUGUGGCUCAAAUGCGGUCCGGGCAAAUCUCUCCUGAUCUUUGCUCACAUCGCUUAACUUUACUUUGAUCGAAUGGGAUCGUUGUGUUUUCAGACAGCGGGAUCCAACUGUUCUGGGCAGAGACAUGUGGAAAUCGUGAACUUGUGGGUCUUCAUGUGUAUUUCAAGAUCAGAUUCAGGAUAUACGUGUGGAUUUUGGGAUUGAAUCUGGACCAUGGGCUCUCUGAAAGCUUUGCAGGACUGGUGCAGGAACCAGUGCGCAAGUUACAACAAUGUGGACAUUACAAACAUGACUUCGUCCUUCAGAGAUGGACUGGCCUUUUGUGCCAUCAUCCACAGACACCGACCAGAUCUCAUAGAUUUUGACUCCCUCUCAAAAGAAAAUGUCUUUGAGAACAACCGUCUGGCAUUCGAGGUUGCAGAGAGAGAGCUGGGGAUUCCAGCCCUGCUGGAUGCAGAAGAUAUGGUGUCUAUGAGUGUGCCUGACAGAUUGAGCAUCAUUACCUAUGUGUCUCAGUAUUAUAACUUCUUUACCAACAAAUCUCAUACUGUCUCCAAAUGCAUAAAGAGCCCUAGCAGUUCUGGCUAUAUCAGAUCAGCUAUAAAGAGGCCCUUGGCUUCUCCAGAGGACCGUGAUGCUCAUAAUGAAUCGGGUGCAGAUAUCCAACCAAAACGCAGUACUUUGAGCAGCACCUGUUCAGCCUGUGGAAAACAUGUUCAUCUGGUUCAGAGAAUCCUUGUUGAUGGCAAACUUUACCACCGGAACUGCUUCAGAUGUAGGGAAUGCAGCAGAACUUUACUGCCAGGCUCUUACAAGUUCACAGAGGAUCCUGGAGCAUUGGUUUGCACACACCACUUCACCAGAUCGGCCUCCACCAAUCAGAAUGGACAUUCAGAUAUGAGUAAUCGACUAGCCAAAUUAACCACAAGCGCAGAAGAUCCACUCUGUGGAAAUGAUUCUGAGAUCUCUCCACAGAGAGACGAAGAGAAAACAAGUGAACUAGAAGAAAGGUUAAGAAAGCAGACAGAUAGCAAAUCAAAGGUGGAGACGGAGGAAGGAGCAAAUCCUUUUGAUGAAUCUGAAGAGGAGGAUCGGGAUAUUCAGCAAGAGGACCUGAAGUCAGCUACUGAUGUGGCCAAUGGCGAUACCCCAUCAACCUCGGUAAAGAGUACUGCAGCAGAGAGUCGACCGGUACCAGCCCCUAGACGGGUUUUGGAGCCCAGUCCUGCUCCUCGCCCUGUCCCAAGGCUACGCAGAUCCAGAAUCUCUGAAAGCAUUACUGUAAAUGGAGAUCCUGAUCAAACUCAAACUCCUCAAGUUCCUGUGCCAAAAGAAAGAAUGCACUCUCCUGCUCGCAAAGCUGGUGACACUCCUAAACCAAAGGACCCGCCCUGGUUGGCUCUCGUCCAGUCAGAAACUAAGAGAAAACCAGCACCUCGCCCACCCACAGGCACAGCUGUACCUCCCAGUACUGGUGCAUCUCCUUCUCGAAAAGAGGAGACAUCAAGACCAUCCACUCCACCAAAUCCAUUUGAAAAUGAGGAGGAAGAAGAGGAGUCAGAACUGGGCCCUGAAGAUGUCCCUGGUCCUGUAGUGGCUAGUCAUCCUUGGUAUGGGAUCACUCACUCUACUGAGGUCCCAGGUGGGGAUGCAGGAAAACAAAGUCCUGCCCGAUCUGAAAGUCCCAUAAGUAUCCGAAGAAAGAAGCGUCCAGCACCCAAAGCUCCUAAUUCUUCUACAUCAGCUUUUCCUUCAUCUCAGACUUCCUCUCCUGCUUCUUCUCUAGCUCUGAGCACAGAGAGUCUUUCCUCCUCUUCCUCAGACUACAGUGCAGUCCCCCAGAAAGCUGCUGCUAAUGAGCAGGACCACUUGUUCACCAAGAGUGUGUCUGAACCAUCGAUCAACACUCCAGCCUCUGCCUUGUCUCAAAAAGCUGAGCUUCAGCCUCGCUGUUCUCCAAACCUGUCUCCUCCACCUCCCCCACCGACCAAUACCAGCUCAGCACCAGCAACUCCACAAACCAAUCGCAGUGCGAGACCACCCAGCCUUUCUGCCGGCCUUAAAAUUACACCCACUUCACAGACACCUGGAACUCCAGGCAAGCGCACCUGUAAAGAGAAUCCAUUCAAUCGGAAGACAACCACCUCUGCCAACUCUUUCGUGUCCAGACCUCCAAAAGGACCCCGUCCUGCAAGACCUCCUGCUCCUGGACAUGGAUUUCCUCUAAUUAAACGCAAAGUUCAGUCAGACCAGUUUAUCCCAGUAGAAGACAUCCAUGUUGAGAUGAGUGAUCUGGAGAAACGGUUGGAUGAAUUGGAACACAGAGGGGUGGAUUUGGAGAAGAGCUUACGAGAAUGUUCAAAUGAUGAGGAGGAGGAACAUCUACUUGUUGACUGGUUCACCCUGAUUCACGAGAAGCACUUACUAGUACGAAGAGAGGCUGAGCUUGUUUACACAGCUAAACAGCAGAACCUGGAGGAGAGGCAAGCCGAUGUCGAAUAUGAACUCAGAUGUUUACUUAACAAGCCAGAGAAAGAGUGGACAUCGGAAGACAAAGACAGGGAAAAGCAGUUGAUGGCAGAUCUCGUUACUAUAAUUGAGCAGAGAAACCAAAUCGUAAACAAUAUAGAUAUUGACAGACAGAGGGAGGAGGAGGAAGACAAGCUAGUAGCUGCUAUGCUGAAGAAAAAAGACUUUCAUGGUCAGGGUGAGCAGAAGAAGAAGUCAGGGAAGUUUAAGCCAAUGAAGGUUCUGAAGAGACUGAGCACCAAGAAUGAAGGAGUAAAAGACAACAGUCCCCGAAAAGAGAACAGUUGAAGAAUGGACUGACUGAAGGAAAGAAAAAAGUACUAGGAACAUUUACUAAAUGUUUCUUAUAUCUAAAUAGUGCUUUUAAAAAAACUAUUGCUAUAAAACAGAGCUAAUUUGCCUUUUAGGUAGUAGCGGCUGAGUUGUUAAGCCGAGUUCACAAUUCAAGCGUGAGCGGCACAUGAGCAGUGCGUCAGCGUUUGUGGCUCAGUCCUACAAACCAAAUGAAAUGCUACAUGUUAAUUAUUUAUCUGAAACAAAUAGUGUUUAAUCCUCUUUAUUUUAUGAAAAUAUUGAUUUAAGAGACUGAAUUUAUCAAAUUUGCAUUUCACAAAAGGUAUAUAAUAUAAUACAAUACAUAAAUUCA